AUGCCAAUUAAUCUGCUAAUAGUGAUCAUAGACGACGCUCGUGUCGAGAUUGAUUGUAAUUCCAAGUUCGUCCGCACCCUAAGCCGCCUCUACCAAACUUCACCCGAGAAGUAUGCGCAACCCGACACUCCGACUCCAGAAUAUACGGAAUUCGAAUCAAGAAGCAAGACAUGGGCCACAAAGCUCAAUAUUGUUAUUCAAGUUGUUGGCAGUCGAGGUGAUGUACAGCCAUUCAUCGCGCUGGGAAACGAGCUUCAGCGACAUGGGCACCGUGUUCGUUUGGCAACACACAAUACCUUUGAAAGCUUUGUUCGAGAAUCAGGACUAGAGUUCUAUCCUGUCGGGGGCGACCCAGCUGAGCUGAUGGCUUACAUGGUGAAGAACCCAGGUCUGAUACCUAGUAUGCAGAGCUUGGCGGCUGGGGAGAUUCAGAAAAAGCGUGAUAUGGUGCAGUGGAUGCUUGAGGAAUUCUGGCACUCAUGUUUGCAACCAGACCCAUUGACUGGUUUACCUUUUGUGGCCGAUGCUAUAAUUGCUAAUCCCCCUAGCUUCGCGCACAUACACUGUGCCCAGGCACUAGGCAUUCCCGUGCAUCUCAUGUUCACUAUGCCGUGGAGCAAUACGAGAGCUUUCCCUCAUCCGCUUGCUAAUUUGAAAAACGUCGGAAGCGAUCCUCAACUUGGAAAUUACAUCUCUUACACCGUGGUGGAGUGGAUGACGUGGCAAGGGCUAGGUGACAUUAUCAACAAGUGGAGAAAGUCGAUAGACCUAGAGGAGGUGGCUAUGUUUGACGCUCCUAUGCUAACAAAGACGUUGAAAAUCCCCUUCACGUACUGCUGGUCACCAGCCUUGGUCCCGAAACCUGUAGACUGGGAACCGUAUAUAGAUGUCUGCGGCUUCUUCUUUCGCGAUCCUCCUCAGUACUACCCACCAACAGACCUUGCCCAAUUCCUCCAAGAUGGUCCGCCUCCGGUAUACAUCGGAUUCGGCAGUAUUGUCCUAGAUAAUCCUGAGAAGGUCAUCGGUGUUAUACUAGAUUCAGUCGAGGCCACUGGCGCUCGUGCUAUCAUCUCUAAAGGCUGGUCUGAUCUGGUUGGCUCUGACCAAGAAAACGUAUACUGGAUAGGGGACUGUCCCCACGAAUGGCUCUUUCAACACGUCGCAGCGGUCAUUCAUCAUGGGGGUGCCGGAACAACGGCUUGUGGAUUGAGAAAUGGAAAGCCAACAACUAUAGUUCCUUUCUUUGGCGACCAGCCUUUCUGGGGACAGAUGGUGGCCAACGCUGGUGCAGGACCGGCUCCGAUACCUCAUAGAGAGCUCACGGUUGACAACCUCGCUGCAGCCAUUCGUUACUGUCUAUCCCCACAGGCCGCAUCCGCAGCCGCGAUAAUAGCCGACAAAAUGUCAUCAGAGGUCGGGGUUCGUGCUGCUGUACAGUCAUUUCAUAAAGGCCUCCCUCUGGAGCGAAUUCGAUGCGAUGUAAUCCCAAGUGAGCCUGCCGUAUGGUCAUAUUCCAAGUCGAAGAACCCGAUCAAGCUGUCGAAGAUGGCUGCAGAGAUUUUAAUAUCCACCAAUUCAAUCGAUAGUAAACACCUGAAGCCGUACCAGAGCAACCCCAUCCAGACCGAAACAACCAGGUGGGAUCCUGUUUCAGGAGGCGCGUCUGCUGUUAUGGCAACGGCAACCGGAAUGGCUGGCAACAUCACGGGUAUCUUUACAAAGCCGAUCGAGGAAUACCGAGACGACCAGAAGCGGCGCGCUGGGGAGCUGAAUGCGCACUCUGGACAUCUCGCCGGUCGCAUGGCUGGAGCUUCAGCUAAAAGCGCUGGUAAAAUUGGCCAAACAGCCACGAAAGGCAUGCUAGUGGAUAUUCCACUUGCCAUAACAGAGGGAUUAAAAUCGGUACCACAACUCUAUGGCGGCAAUGUACGCAAUCAUGGGCCAGUGACAGAUGCCAAGAGUGGCAUGGUAGUGGCGGGCAAGACAUUUGCGUGGGGCUUCAUCGAUGGUCUAAGCGACGUUGUGGUACAACCAUAUAAAGGUGCGAAGAAGGAGGGUGCACUGGGUGCUGCUAAAGGGCUUGGAAAGGGGGCGAUGAAUCUGGUGACUAAGAGUGGUGCUGGAAUGUUUGGAUUGUUUGCAUAUCCCAGUGCAGGAAUCAGCAAGAGUCUGCGAACAGCUACACACAGCUCGACACGUAGGAAGAUUGCCGAGGAGCGGCGUGCAGAAGGUAUUUGGAUGGUGAAGAGUGGGACUGGAGUACAGGUGGACUGUAGUAAAGUGUUGGAGGACUUUGAGCGUUUGAAACGAGAUACAUAGAC
Molecule: messenger RNA, 2321 nt
Organism: Fusarium oxysporum Fo47
Lineage: Eukaryota; Fungi; Ascomycota; Sordariomycetes; Hypocreales; Nectriaceae
Product: glycosyltransferase
Exons: 6
Coding region: 1-2319 (772 amino acids)
Biological process (GO): carbohydrate metabolic process
Molecular function (GO): hexosyltransferase activity; UDP-glycosyltransferase activity
Source: RefSeq, a predicted model, not a curated record